CGCUGCAGUCCGGAUGCCCGUCGCCACUGUCGCCGCCGCAGUUCUCACAGUCUCUGCUGUCCCCGCUGCCCUGAGGAGCCCCUCUCGGGGUUCAGUAUUCUGAUCCCAACUGAGAGGCCCCCAGGAACCUGACAGCUCGGUGAAGGGCCGGCUUCUUCCUCUUUCCAAAGGACCCGGUCUGACGGUCCGUGUGGACCCAGGAUGGAGCCUCAUCCGGCAGCUGCGGGAGACUCUGAGACAACUCGCUUGGUGAACCCCCGGGCUCACAGCUGUGCCGGCAGUCUCCGUCUCAAGAGUCUCUUCACAGAGCCUUCAAAAUCGCCCCCAGAAGAGCAAGAUCCUCUGGAACAACCGAGGUUCCGUCACUGCCACAUAGACUGUGUCCCUCGGUCUGGCCUUAGCCCGGAGCAGCAGCAGGCCCAGAAGCAAUUGUCUGCUGCCUGUGCAGUCUGUUUCCUCUUCAUGGCAGGGGAGAUUGUAGGUGGAUAUUUAGCCCACAGCCUAGCCAUCAUGACCGAUGCCGUCCACCUGCUGGCAGACGUGGGCAGCAUGGCAGGUAGUCUCUUUUCCCUCUGGCUCUCCACCCGCCCAGCCACCAGAACCAUGACCUUUGGCUGGCACCGCUCAGAAACCUUAGGGGCUUUAGCCUCCGUGCUGUCCCUCUGGAUUGUCACUGCUGUCUUGCUCUAUCUGGCCUUUGUGCGGCUCCUGAACAGUGACUACCACAUUGAGGGAGAUGCCAUGUUAAUCACCGCAGGCAUUGCUGUCUGUGCCAAUCUUUUAAUGGCUUUUGUGCUGCACCAGGCCUCUCCGGGACACAGCCAUGGAUCCAAGGGAACUGAGUAUGCUCCACUGGAGGAUGGGCAAAGGGGCCCUCUGAAUUUCUACAACACCAGUGUGCGGGCAGCCUUUGUGCAUGUUUUGGGGGACUUACUUCAAAGCCUCGGGGUUCUGGCUGCAUCCAUCCUCAUUUACUUCAAGCCCCAGUAUAAAGCGGCUGACCCCAUCAGCACCUUCCUGUUCUCCAUCUGUGCCCUGGGUUCCACUGCUCCCACCCUCCGGGAUGUUCUUCGGAUCCUCAUGGAAGGUACUCCCUAUGGCAUCUGCUAUGAACCAGUUCGGGACCUGCUACUGUCAGUGCCAGGAGUCAGGGCAAUUCAUGAGCUGCACCUGUGGGCCCUGACCCUCACCUACCAUGCUAUUUCUGCCCACCUGGCCAUUGAUGCCACUGCAGACCCCGAGGGCAUCCGGGCUGAAGCUGCCUCUCUGCUCCACACCCGCUUUGGAUUUUGUUCCAUAACUCUCCAGGUGGAGCAGUACCAACCUGACAUGGUUCAGUGCCCAAGCUGCCAGGAACCUCCCCAGGCCUAAGCAUGUCAGAUUCCCCAACCUGUCUUUCUUCCUGCUGCCCAGGGAUUUCCUUUACUCCCUCCCCCAAUCUCCUCACCAGGCUGCCAUGCCCAGGUUCAGCACUGGACUCUUCAUUUGCUAGGCCCCUUUUGGGGGAUAGCCACUUUCCCAUGUCUGACAACCUGAUUUCUCUGCCCUAGGCAGAAUGGACCAAGGAUGGAUCAACAACCCUCCCUUCCCCAACGACCUCAACUCUGAGCCCCACCUUCCUACCCCCAAGCCUUGUAGCCCCAGUGGGCAUGACCAAAGUAGGGGGGUACCCUACUGGGUAAUGACCAAAUUCAGAGGUGGAGGUCUAGGGUCGAAGUGCAGCUAAUAUGAGGAGGGGAGAAGGAUGCUGGGGAGUAACAUGGUCUUCCUUCCCCUGUUUCUCUGGGGAGCUCCACAUAGCCUCAUGUUUGUGUACCUCAUUCAUCUGUUGUGAUAGGCUGCCUGGCUGGCUGACUAACUCUGCUGUUUGUGUGGUUGUGGUCCUCGGCAUCUGUCUGCCUGCCUGCCUGCAGCAUCCCCUGUCUGCGUGUAGCCCUCUGUCAAUGCUGCUCUCUGGGCAUCCAUGGGUCCCUCAGUCUGCACUAUGUGUGUCCCAGCCUGUGGCUUGUCCGUGUAUUGGUGCUGUGUUGUGUCUGUCUGUGUGUCCAUCAGCCCAUGUGGUCGUGCCAUGGUCUCUGUGAGCCUCUUUGUCUGUUCUGUGUUCUGUCUUCCUCUAUUGGUGCUGUGCUCUCAACUCUACCCCGGGUCAGAGGGGUGACACCACAGCAGCUUUGGGCCAAUAAAGGAAUGUCAAACUGUA
Molecule: messenger RNA, 2200 nt
Organism: Dromiciops gliroides (monito del monte)
Lineage: Eukaryota; Metazoa; Chordata; Mammalia; Microbiotheria; Microbiotheriidae
Gene: SLC30A3
Product: solute carrier family 30 member 3
Exons: 8
Coding region: 202-1371 (389 amino acids)
Biological process (GO): response to zinc ion; zinc ion transmembrane transport
Cellular component (GO): plasma membrane
Molecular function (GO): zinc ion transmembrane transporter activity
Source: RefSeq, a predicted model, not a curated record